CCCACAUCUCUUCCUUCCUUGUGUGUGGAUGCAUCUGUCGUGGCGACGGAUGCCCGUCUAUCUGCUAGAUGGAUACACACACUCUACGUGGAAACAACAAACUCAGUCAAUCCUUUUUCCCUUUAUGCACCCUCUUCCCUGCUCCCUAAGUGUACAAUUGCACUUCGGCACCACACACUUCAAGCACUUCCAAAAAUCGCCUCGCCCCCCCGCACCAAAACCCUCGCCGAAAAUAGUCCCCCAGUAUUUGGUGGUCACCAUGUCUCCCUUACACAAAACAAUCAUGGCACACAUGUCCGUCGCAUCGGCUUGAAUCUAUGUCGUGCGUGCUAUAUUCGGGUGGGCCGACUGUGGGCAAAAUUCUAGCAGCGUUACGUCUCCAUACACGGAAGAAGGCAGGGUACGGAGAAAGAAAAGGACGAGCCAGGGUGAAAAGGAGGCAAAUAGGGAAGUACCUACGGCGAACAAGGUCAACAGCCUGAACUUUACCACGCCAGGCUCCUCCUCGGCCCGCAGCAUGGGCAGAUUAUGCCAACGGACUUGCACCUAUAUCACAACAAAUACAAUCACAACAAGGAACACACCACUCUCGCUGCUAUCAUCAUGUCUCUCUCACACGACGAUACCAUGAAAAAUACGGUCUCGCAUGCCAUCUCGAUGACCACCAGGAGGCACAGCCCACCCAGCCUCUCCAACAGCCGGGACAGCGAGAAGGGAGACAGCAGCUGCUCCAUGGAUAUGAGUGACAGAUUGAUGACGAUCAGUAUCAGGCUCUCUGCCUGGUUGUAGCCGUACUGCUGGUCCCUCAACGCACGAAGAUACCUCGGACGAACAUCGAAUGCAAUGAAAUUACUCUGGAGGUCGAGAGCCGAUUUCGUCGACCGCAUUCGCCUUCCCGCCCGCACCACACUCUGAUAGACCUCACUCGACGAGCGUCUCGAGUCCUCACUGCUGACACAACUAUACGAUGCGGCUGUCCCCUUCUUGUUCGAUGUCACGGUGGCAAUCGUCUUGUUGCUGCGCAAGUCAGCGACAUGCGCAAUAUGGCGAUCGCGGUCAGCGUUUGGGCAGCGUGUCUUGCGUGUCGGCUUGGUCGAUUGGCCGUUACAUGUUCUCGUGAGCCAGCGGGCGACGUUGGCGUGGAGGAUGUCAGCAUAGGGCACCGCCAGAUCGCCAAUGAGGUCGUAGAAGGCGAACAGCAGAGACGACAUGAUUUUGCUGCUCAGGGCAGCCAUUUCAGCCUGUAUAAAGAACAAGAAGACACGCAACAAUACGAAAACGCCGAUGCCAGAUUGCCAUCUCAUUGCUGCUGACCUGUAGUAGGCGCGGAGCAACACAGCAUCCCAAAACCUGAAAUGUGUCGAUGUGCCAAUGUGUCACUCUGUGGGUAUCAUGUGUAGCGCGUACGAGAUAAUGGGCAGCAGCAUGAUUGUACAGCGGCGGCCCAUCCCGCAUUUUUCGCACAGUCCCAUUCACCAGUGCCACCAGCGGCCAGAAACUCAUGAGACAUGUGAACGCCACUCGGGUUCUCUCGGUGUCUGUCGCCGCCCUCUCGCCUCUUGGGCCGAAGAUAGCAACCCAUAAAAACACGCCAGCUGAGGAGACGCUGAACACGAAUAUCAGUUGGAGGGUGUGAAGCCACGGUCUCUUGAUCACUGAGGGUGUCUCUCUCGCCAGCUGGCGAAACCUGGUGCAAGAGAGAACAAAGGGCAUGUACGGAUACACAAAUGUUUGAGCUCGCAUGCGGGUUGGAGCAUACAAGGUUAGUGGGAUUAGAACGAUGUAGCAUAUAUGCUCGAACCUGACGAGAAACCAAAGAUUUGUCUUCAGGCUUGCUCUCAAGAUGCCUUUGUGUCUUUCUCACCCCCAAAGGGCCACGGCAUAGGGCCACAAUCCGGGCACGACAAAGAGGCGGGUGAAGGCAACGCGGGCGAUUGCAGGGAGGAGAAAGUAGAACCACGUCUUUUUGAAUCGGCUGAAUAAUUUACUUCCUUGGUGUCCCUCAGCGAUCGCCAGGAGGUACACGACGAGGACCGAGAAGGUAAUCGUAUUCCGUACAUAAUCAUACGCGAUGACUAGUGAUGCCCUCUCGGAUUUGCAGGUGUGCCAGAAGGCAAGCGGCCAGACAACCUGCACACGCACAAUAUAGAUUGGAACAGGUUUCCUUCAAGCCUUCCGUUUUCUCUUGCAGCAGAGCCCACCAUUGGCAAGGCCAGGACAAAUGCAUAUAACACCUGCAGCACGACCGCACGGAUGGCGCGCUGUAGUGACCGCAUGAAAGGCUCAGGCGAAAAACGAGUGCCAAUCAGCACCUCCCGCACUUGAGUUGUCUGUCCGUCAUCCAUCACUCCUGGCUCGUAGACGAGGUGCGAUUCGAACUCCUCAAAGGCAGCCGGGUAUCCUGAAUAAAUGAAACAUAAACGGGUUGGCGGAUCAGAGGGAUGCUGGGUGCCCUUCAACCCGUUCACUCUACCUACCGGCAGCCUUCUCAAACUCCGUUUUCAUCGCCUGGAUGGCCAUCUCCUCGGCCCUGACUGGUGGCCCUUGCGCCCCCUCCUCAUCGAUGUCCGGCAGAUGAGUGCUCAUCGACUGUGACGCCGCAUGACGACAGGCGCCCCGGAAGCCAUCAGUUUGACACGAAGGAUUUGUCUCUUGUUGUUGAAGACCAAGGUCCACGAGGCACUCGCUGCUGUGGAUCUCUUCGCUGCGGAUCUCUUCGCUAAGCGCCUCUUCGUUGGCGAGCUCUUGGGGCCUUCCCUGCUGCCCGUCCAGUUGUGUCACAUGCGUAUUCUCACAGCUGGGGCCGACGACGGAGGUGUGUUCGUCCAGCCGGAGAGCACAUUGACGCCCCUCACCACCCUUAGUUGGCUGCGACAGUGCCUCCAUGAGCCAUCGUUCAUGUCGUCGUUUCCGCGGCUGACGACUGGGCCUGCGCCAUCACCGUUGGGUGGAACAACACACAAAGGAUGUCCCCCGU
This is a messenger RNA of Vitrella brassicaformis, 2977 nucleotides long. Lineage: Eukaryota; Vitrellaceae. The record is from the annotation of a GenBank genome assembly.